AUGCAUCUCCGCGACGUUGCGUCUGGCGCUCUCCUGGCCUCCUCGGCCAUGGGAGCCGCCCUCACCACCACCACCGUUGUCAGUCCUGCAAUUGUUGCCACCACGGCCACGGCCGGUGGCACUCACGACUCCUCUGCCGUUCUCCAAUUCAUGAUCGAGAACGGGGACUUGAACUUUCGCGAAGGCCCUCUCGGCCCCUUCCGCCAUCGUGGCGGACAAGUUGAAGAUCCUCACGAUGAGAGCCAUGUCCCUCGCUCCUGCCAUGCUUGCAGAAAACUUGUGCAUACAUCGGACGGUGUGGACCCUUGCGAGCAGAUCUGCCAUCGCUCCAAUUCGACUAGCAGCACGAUGCCCCCCAAGCCUUUUGCUGGAAUUCAUCCACCUGAUUUCGACGAUACGCAGUCGUCUGUCACUCACCCCAUUACCAGACGUGGAGUUAACGGCACUGAAGGGUGCUUGGUCGUCGCUAUUACGGAUGCAGGCCUUUUUCAAGCCAUGGCGGCGGCUUCUACCGUGGCGGCCGUGGAAGAGCGCAACAUCGACGACUCGCUUCCUAUCAGAGUGACCACCACUUUCACCAGGCUGAAGCGCGGUGCUCAGGAGAAGACGGUGACCGGGAAGCCUGCUCUGCAACCACUCGAUAUGACGUGGCCUGCAGACCAAAUGGACUACACGACUUACUGGGGCCGUCUCAUUUCGACUUCGACUUUUUCCAAGAAGAGAAAGAAGACGCAUAGCGAGACCAAGACUUCCACGACUGCUGUGGCCGCACCUACACCUAUCAUCGUCGAUAUGCCUGCGCAAUAG
Molecule: messenger RNA, 807 nt
Organism: Lecanosticta acicola
Lineage: Eukaryota; Fungi; Ascomycota; Dothideomycetes; Mycosphaerellales; Mycosphaerellaceae
Source: the annotation of a GenBank genome assembly